Molecule: messenger RNA, 1176 nt
Organism: Penicillium subrubescens
Lineage: Eukaryota; Fungi; Ascomycota; Eurotiomycetes; Eurotiales; Aspergillaceae
Exons: 5
Coding region: 1-1176 (391 amino acids)
Source: RefSeq, a predicted model, not a curated record
AUGGCUCCUCUCUCUGGAGAUGGAGUGCUAUGGCUUUGCCUUGGUUUCACCCUCGUUUUUGCCGUUCGUGGCAUCAUCGAGGACCUUCGUCAUGUCGUUGGCCUGACCGAGAUUAAGCAUCUUGAGAAGGAAGACAAGAUAAUCAGUGAAGGAACAGAGGAUGUCCUUAAGCUGGACACUCUUCUGACCCUUUCUGAGAACACGAGCUAUGACCUCCGAUCCGCGGCUUUACGCAUCAUCUCAGAGAGGUCGCUCAGAGAAAAUACACGCGACUUGAUUUUGGAAGACCUGGCACACAAAAACAAGAUACCGCGAGACAGAGCGCUGACGGCUCUCUACUAUCUUGUCUCAGACCGAGCUCUAAACAAGAACACCGCGUGCUCCUAUCUGCAAGACCUCGAGACGUUUACCGCCCUGAUCACUUGUCUAUGCAACUUCCUCGACGAGCACACCGAACCAUGGUCCGCGACUAUCUCGCCCAUCCUGCCCAAGACCAGACCUCUCGGAGAGAACAAAGCUAUUGAGAUACUAUGGAUCCUCUUGCCGGGCAAUGUCUCCACCGCGCUGGAAGCAGGGAUAGUCAGCCGAUGGCUGACUAACUAUCCAUUUCCAUGCGCAGUUGACAAGGACCGAAAGGAUGAUGUGGUGCUUCUCGUGAAAGCCUGGUGGUCUGACGACGAAACAAUGAGUAAUAUCUUUGAGGUUUUGACCAGCCAUCGUGAGGGCAAUAAGCAACUCCGAAAGUACGGUCUGAAUGGCCCGAUCCCAGAAGACGAGGAUGACAACGAGGAUGAUCCCGAGCACGACGACGACCAGCACGAGGAGCAUGAGCAUGGUCAUGGGUAUGACGAUGAGCACACCGACGGCCAAGACGAUGUCGACUACGGUGACCAUGUCGAGCAUGAACAUGAGCAUGAGCAUGGAUAUGAGGACGAGCUUGACGACGACCAAGACGAUGUCGAUGACGAUGACUACGAUAUGGUCACGGAUCCUGACAUUCGUAUGGUGGGCGGAGAAGACACGGCUGGUCCAGAUUUCUAUGUUCCCUCGCGGUUCCAAUUCAGUGCCCAAGACCAAGCCUUGCGCCGCCGCCGGAGAGAAGCCAUGGUUCUUAGUGAAGGAGGUCACCCCUUAGGCCAUGAGGACAUUAUCCAGCGACCGAUCCUGGAUGACUGA